This is a messenger RNA of Mesorhabditis spiculigera, 495 nucleotides long. The record is from the annotation of a GenBank genome assembly. Lineage: Eukaryota; Metazoa; Nematoda; Chromadorea; Rhabditida; Rhabditidae.
AUGUCGGCCCGCGCUCAUGUCCUGCUGCUGUUCAUCUGUCUCCUCGGCUUUUAUCUGCUCGACGUGGGGACGGCCGAUUGCUACCAGUGCGUGCAAGGACACGAAGGAAUCAUCGAAAUAUUGCUGAAUGACACCAUGAUGGUGGACAAAUUCCUCGAAGGCGUCACCAUCUCACAGGAUUGCACGAUUUUGCAGAGGACCACGAGGAAGUGCCCGUCUCACAGGUGCAUCCAGUACCACGCUGAGCAAGACCACAAGACGCUGUUCCACGCUCGGAAUUGCGCGCCGCGUGGUUGGGAUCGGCGCUGGGAAGUUGACGCUGUGCACUUGAAAGGGGAAGGCGAAGAGGCUGGCAUAGACUUCUGGCUGAGGACCUGCGAGGGGGAUCUGUGCAACGACCUGACAGUGGUCGAGCUAAAGGAGGCCGGCGGCAGCACAAUCACCAUUCUCAUCCCCAUCACUACAGCCAUUAUUGCCAAUAUCCUUACCUUUUUC